Messenger RNA from Contarinia nasturtii (swede midge), 4455 nucleotides. RefSeq names its product probable histone-lysine N-methyltransferase Mes-4 (gene NSD). Gene Ontology annotation, biological process: regulation of DNA-templated transcription. Lineage: Eukaryota; Metazoa; Arthropoda; Insecta; Diptera; Cecidomyiidae. Bases 136 to 3918 code for a protein of 1260 amino acids. Gene Ontology annotation, molecular function: protein binding; histone H3K36 methyltransferase activity. The record is from RefSeq and is a predicted model, not a curated record. Gene Ontology annotation, cellular component: chromatin; nucleus. The transcript is spliced from 6 exons.
UUUGUGUUCAUCAUUUCAAGAAAAUUAUAUUUAUUUCACAUUUGUUAUGACUAAAAUUCGGAUUAAAAGUGUUUUUUUAUAAAAAAUUAUUUACAACUGCUGAAAAUUCUGUAAAUAUAUGCCAGAAGUUUUGCAAUGUCAGAAAAUAAUAAAACAACGCGUAAACGUCCGGCUUCUCCGUUGAUCGAAUAUAACAAUAACAAUGACGAAGUAACGAGGGAAAAAAGACGACGCAUCAUGGAAAGUAGACUGAAAUCACAAUUGGAAUCAAACUUCACCGAUAAAAUGAUUGUACCGUUAACAUCACCAGAUGGAACACGAUCACGAUACGGUCGUAAAAUAAGUCCAGUUGAAGUACAAAAUAAUGAACAACGAAAAUCGAUGACAACACAAUCAAGCGGCCAGAGCAAACGAAAAGUACGAAAAGUUUUUUCUAUACAUAAUACUAGCAGUGAAUUGCUUCGUUUUGUGUCGGACUAUCAAACAUCGGUUCUUAGAAAAAAUCCCAUUGAUAAGUUGAUAUCAGUUAAUAAAAUUGGAUUAAACAAUGAUCAAUUUCAGACUCAACAAAUCGAAAUGGACAAUAACAGUAAUAGUAACACUGACAUUAUCUUUGACUUGUGCUCGGAAAAUUCGGCAACAUCCAACUCCAUCCCGACGAUGGAUGAAAAUAUACAAAAUAUUCGAUUUGAAACCGUAAUUAAAAGUGAAUACAAAAUACCAAAUGAUUCGUUGGUUUCGCUCGAAAUGGAAAUCGAUGUUGAAGACUUUUUAACAACGACCACUGUAAUACGUGAAAAAUACGUUUCGCACCAAUCAACCGAUUCGAAUGAAAUUCUCGAUCAAGUCGAUUUAACUAGUUCAACAGAGGGUAGUGUUGGUGGUGAUGAUGAUAAAUCCACAUUACCGGAUGAAAAUGUCAACCCACCAGACAACGAUGAGACUGAUAUUUUAAAAAUUCACGAAAUAGUUCAUGGUUCAAAUCAGAUAUCCGAUUACGGAAUUCUAACAUCUGGUUCCGAUGAAGUAUCGACCAAUGAGAAAACAUUCUCAGAGUGCACAAGUGAUGAUUGUGUCAUGGCUGAAUUUUGCGACAGUGACUCACUUGAAAACUAUCAUUAUGGUCAAAUUGUAUGGGCAGCGUUGCCAGCUUUCUGGCCGGCAGUAAUCUCCAAUUGCGAGCAUGAGGAGAUAUUUAAAAAAGACAAUCUGAUUCAUGUGAAGUUCAUGUACGAUAAUGCUCGUUACAGUUGGGUCAACAAAAGAAACGCAUUAUUACCAUUCAAGGGUAGUGAAGAACUCAUCGAAAAAUGCAAGAUGACUGCCAACAAACGAAAUAAAGCAUAUAAAAUUACAUCGGGCAAACGAUGGAAUGUUGCUGUGCAUGAAGCAAAUGUGUUACAGUGCGUAAAACUAAGAUAUCGCAUUGACUUCUAUGAUAAGAUACUGAUGAAGUCGGUGCAUGAAAUGGAAACAGAUAUACGUCGGGCUAGUCGCCGUAAAACAGAUCGUUGCGAUACGCCACAAACAAUUGACACCGCCUAUUCGUCGAUGAAACAGUCUGUGUCGCCGGCAUCACUGAGUCCGACUUUGAAUGAUUUAGAUCGCAACUACGAUGUUGAUAAGAAUAUCAACAAUUAUUUGAAAUCGGUCGAACUGAGCCGGCUGGAAGAGCUACCAGAAGAUUAUCAAAUGGACGAAGCGGCAUCGUUCGCCACACUGAAUGAGUCACCAAUAUCAAGUGAACCAAUUUAUUGUCCGUUAAUAAAAUUAGUAUAUGACAAACUGCAAGAAGAUGACACUUUUGCCAACCAAAAUCAGAGCAUCAUUGCCAAUGAAAGUAAAUUUACGACAUGUCUCAAUGAACUGUGGUCGGAAUUGUCAAAAACAAAGACGAAUCGCGAAUCGUCUUUGAAACGAUCGAGUAGACGAUUUUCGAUAUCUAGUGGAGAGUCCAAUUCAACGACAAGCACACCAAAGCAAACCAAACGCCAAAAAGAACUUGCAUACAAAAAAGAAAAAAUUGAGCAACAUCAAAUGGUCGUCGAAAAGAGUGCCGAACAUCAAAAACUAAAGCAAAUUCAAACAAAGGAACAACGUAAGAUUGAAAAGCAAAAACAACAAUAUGAAACAAUAAUGAAUUGCUGUUUGAAAAAUCAUCCUUCCAACUUAUUGCUAAAAGGAUUGCCCAAAGAUCCUGUUUGCCAAUAUUGUCUCGGAAGCGGCACUGUAAUGAGGUGCGCAGGAAAAUGCACCGGAUAUUUUCACAAAGACUGUUUUAACAAGCAGAUUUCGGAGUCUGAAUAUAAUGCAAUUCUCAAGCGAAAAAUGAAAGACACAAUAAAGGCAAUGAAAAAUGGCGAUGAACUGAAUGACGAUGUCAUUUGUAUCAUUGUAGAAAACAUAGACAAGGAUAAAUGUAAAAGUUGCAUUACAACGGAUGUGAAUGUAAAUAUUUGCUUUGUUUGUUCAAAAUCCGAUGAAAAAUGUGUUCAAUGUUGCGAAAAAAAUUGUGGAAAAGCUUAUCACAUUGAGUGCCUUAAGUAUUGGCAACAACAUAAAAUACAAUACGAAGGCAAUAAAAUCAAGAGCUUUUAUUGUCCACGCCAUGUUUGCCACACAUGUAUCUCGCCCGAUAUAAAGAGUAUGUGCCACGGUAAAGAAUCUGAUAAGCGACUGAUCAAAUGUAUGCUAUGCCCGGGUACGUAUCAUCGUUCCGAAUGUAUUCCGGCUGGAAGUGAACUGUUGUCAGAAACACAAUUGAUUUGCGCUCGACAUCAAUCAACAAAAAAUCAGAAACGCAUCAACAUCGACUUUUGCAUCUUGUGCUCGAAAGGAGGCUCAUUGAUUUGCUGCGAUGGCUGCGCAAAUGCUUUUCAUCAAGAGUGCCUAAUUAUUCCGGUUGGCGAUCAUUUUAUUUGUGAGGAAUGCGAAUCAGGUCGUCGGCCUCUAUAUGGUGAGAUUGUAUGGUGUAAAUAUGUAAAUAGCCAAUGGUGGCCAGCCGUCACCGUUCCACCACAGAUGAUUCCACAGCCAGUGUUUCGCGACAAAAAAGAGCCAAAUCAAAUUUGCAUAUACUUUUUUGCAACGCAUAAUUACGGUUGGGUAUCACAGGGUCAAAUUUAUUUGUACCAGAAGGGCGACGGCGAUAUAAAAAGCAAAAAAGACAAAGAACUACUAAAAGAUGCUAUGGAUGAAGCUGAGAUUUGGUUCCAUCGAUUCCAAGAGAUUUCGGACAAAAGUGGAAAAUCGAUAAAAGCCGGAAAACCACCUCCAUAUCGAAAAAUCAAAGCAAAUCGAGUUGUGGCCAAAUUCAAAGGAAUCGAAUAUAAUGAAUGCAAAUGUCGUCCAGAUGAUCCGGCACCAUGUAGCCAAGAAAGCAAUUGUUUAAAUGCAAUAACAAACAUCGAAUGUGAUCCAGAAUUGUGUCCAGCAAAAGAAAAGUGUCAAAAUCAAAAUUUCCACAAAGGCGAACAAUAUCCAUUUGAAAUUCGAAAAACCGAGUGCAAAGGAUGGGGGCUUUUUGCCAAAGAAGAAAUUCCAGCCGAAAAAUUUGUUAUCGAAUACAUGGGAGAGGUAAUCGACAGUGUAGAGUUUGAUCAACGAUUUAAUCGCGCCAACGCAAAUAAAGACGACAAUUACUAUUUUUUGACACUCGGUCAAAAUCUAUAUAUUGAUGCUGCUGUAUACGGAAACGAGGCACGAUUCAUUAAUCAUUCGUGCGAUCCGAAUGUUAUGCAUAUGAAAUGGUCCGUUUACUCCAAUCGACAAGAACAGCUACGUACAGGAUUUUUUGCUUUGAGAAAUAUUCUCCCGGGCGAGGAAAUAACAUUUGACUACAACUGGCGAACAACUAGAAAAACAAUAAAAAAAGCGGUUUGUCAAUGCGGGUCAAGCAAGUGCAAUGGCUACAUUUGAAUUAUCGCCGAAGUCGCACACCUUUUUUUUAAUAUUUAUUUUUUUUUCUUGAAGAAUUUUCUGUUUUGAAGAAUAAACAUUGUUGUUGAUCUUAAUUUGUUCCCAAUCUAAUUUAUCGGUUAUAAAGAGACUAGAAUUAUUUUCUGAUAAUUCUCAAUUAUAAUGACCUAUAAAAAUACAGACGUAGAAUAGAUAAAAUGUGUAAAAAUAAAAUCACAUCGGUCAGUAAUAUGUAUGUAGACUUUACGAAUUGAUCUUCUCAUUUGAAUUGUGAAAAGGAGUCCAAAUGCUUUUUCUUAUGGCUUGCGGAAUGGAGCACUGUAAACAUGAUAAAGUAGAAAUUUGUUAAUCACAUUUAAGACUUUAUGAAAUGUUAAAGACUUUGUGAAAUAUUUAAUGAAAUCAAUUUUAUAAGAAGAUUUAGAUAGUUCUAGAUGAAUUUUUUUUGUGCCGAACUUAAUGAGAUUUAUACUAAAUAUUAAAAUAAUAAAAGUCAUUUUUUCCAUUCGACUAUUACAAUGAGAACCUAGAUGAGAA